AUGGCGAUGGAGCGAGACCACAGCCUGACCCACCAGGAGCCCCACUGGAAGGAGUUCCAGUUUGACCUGACUCAGAUCCCAGCCGGGGAGGCGGUCACGGCCGCUGAGUUCCGGAUUUACAAGGUGCCGAGCACCUACCAGGUCAACAGGACCCUCCACAUCAGCAUGUUUGAGGUGGUCAAGGAGCAGUCCAACAGGGAGUCUGACUUGUUCUUUUUGGAUCUUCAGACGCUCCGAGCUGGGGACGAGGGCUGGCUGGUGUUGGAUGUCACAGCAGCCAGUGACCGCUGGUUGUUGAACCAAAACAAGGACUUCGGACUCCGCCUCUAUGUGGAAACGGAGGAUGUCCCGAACCAGCAGCCCCGAGAGCGCGGCAGCGUGAGCAGCUUCCUCAAAGGCGAGGGCCGCUGCUAUAGCGGUUGCGCGAAGGCUCCGCAGAGCCUGAACAGGCCUGGUGACGUCACCCUGACGAGCGUCCGGCCUCUGUGA
Molecule: messenger RNA, 489 nt
Organism: Orycteropus afer afer
Lineage: Eukaryota; Metazoa; Chordata; Mammalia; Tubulidentata; Orycteropodidae
Product: bone morphogenetic protein 8A-like
Exons: 5
Coding region: 1-489 (162 amino acids)
Biological process (GO): SMAD protein signal transduction
Cellular component (GO): extracellular region
Molecular function (GO): cytokine activity
Source: RefSeq, a predicted model, not a curated record